Molecule: messenger RNA, 2581 nt
Organism: Gavialis gangeticus (Gharial)
Lineage: Eukaryota; Metazoa; Chordata; Crocodylia; Gavialidae
Gene: HSPA13
Product: heat shock protein family A (Hsp70) member 13
Exons: 5
Coding region: 74-1498 (474 amino acids)
Biological process (GO): cellular response to unfolded protein; protein refolding; vesicle-mediated transport
Cellular component (GO): nucleus; plasma membrane; cytosol
Molecular function (GO): heat shock protein binding; misfolded protein binding; ATP-dependent protein folding chaperone
Source: RefSeq, a predicted model, not a curated record
GGGGAUUUCCCGGCUGCCCGGCCGGAAAGAACAGUCAGCGCGGGACCGGCGCCGGGCAGGGAGCGCGACCGCCAUGGCCGGAGAGAUGACGGUGCUGGGUUCGGCGGUAUUGGCUCUCCUGUUGGCUGGCUAUCUGGCACAGCAGUAUUUACCUAUGCCUACACCAAAAGUCAUCGGCAUUGAUCUUGGUACCACUUACUGCUCUGUUGGUGUGUUCCUGCCUGGCACAGGGGAGGUGAAGGUUAUUCCAGAUGAAAAUGGGCACAAUAGCAUACCGAGCAUGGUCUCCUUCACUGACCGGGAUGUGUAUGUAGGGUAUGAUGGCCUAGAACUGGCAGAUUCUAAUCCACAGAAUACCAUAUAUGAUGCCAAAAGGUUCAUUGGGAAAAUCUUCACUCCAGAUGAGUUGAAAAGUGAAAGUAGCAGAUACCCGUUUAAGAUUUUCAGCAACAAUGGGACAGCUGAAUUUUUUAUUACAACCAAUGAAACCUUUAGUGUCACCCCAGAGCAUAUUGGGGCUCAGUUGCUCCUGAAAUUGAAGAAGAUGGCAGAAGAGAAUCUUGGCAUGCCAGUUUCCAAGGCAGUUAUCUCAGUGCCAGCAGAGUUUGAUGAAAGGCAACGAAACUACACUAUUAAAGCAGCUAACCUUGCAGGGUUAGAGAUCUUGAGGGUAAUUAAUGAACCCACUGCUGCAGCUAUGGCUUAUGGUCUCCACAAAGCUGAUGUGUUUAACGUCUUGGUAGUUGAUUUGGGUGGAGGAACAUUGGAUGUCUCUCUGUUGAACAAACAAGGAGGGAUGUUUCUGACGCGAGCCAUGGCAGGGAACAACAAGCUUGGAGGUCAAGAUUUUAAUCACCGGAUACUUCAGUAUUUAUAUGAACAGAUACACCAAAUGUAUGGUUCUCUGCCUUCCAAGAAGGAAGAAAUACAUAGACUCAGACAAGCUGUGGAAGCAGUUAAGUUAAAUUUGACUCUUCACAAUUCUGCUUCACUUAGUGUGUAUCUUUCCAUGCCAGAAAGAAAGGACUUAGAAGAACUUGUAGAGAGAGAGCGAGGAACGAAUAAUGUUUUUGAAAACAAGCCUUCAAAAGAGGAAGAUGGUAUGAAAAAAUUUUUAAACAAUGACUUUUCACAAAUGCAGAGCAACACUGUCAAAGUUUUCUUUGAAACAGAAAUAUCAAGGAAGCUCUUUGAGACAUUGAAUGAGGACCUUUUUGAGAAGAUUCUUCUGCCUAUUGAGCAGGUGUUGAAGGAAGGACAUCUUCACAAAACAGAAGUGGAUGAAAUUGUAUUAGUAGGGGGCUCCACUAGAAUUCCCCGGAUACGCAAAGUUAUUCGAGACUUCUUUGGAAAGGAGCCAAACACUUCUGUGGACCCUGACUUGGCAGUUGUAAUAGGUGUAGCUAUCCAAGCAGGAAUUGUUGGAGGGUCCUGGCCUCUCCAAGUCAGUGCUAUAGAAAUUCCUAAUAAGCAUUUACAAAAAACUAACUUCAACUGAACUUCAUUGCUAUCAUCACAUUCCAUCCUUCACUCCUCCACAACACUUCAUUCAUAAGUGCAUGCUUACCCAACAAACAAAGUCCAGUCUUAGCCAUGUUGGAUCCAUCUUGAUUUUUAUCCCAGUUAAAAGCGUUAAUGGACUGUUUUGAGUGUUCUGGCUGUUUCUCUUUUUGAAGGUACUAGCAACUUUAAAUUACUGAACAUGAAGUCAUCCUCUGAUCGGCUUGUAGACUGGAGAUUGGAUGUAGACAUACUACCACCAGAGAUGCACUUUUAUUUUUCUCUUCUGCUAAAUUUUAUUAGCAGACCCUGAAUACUUGAUUACUUAAAAAUGGAAUUCAGCUAUUGGAACCCAGGAUAGGGAUGAUGUUGGCAUCAUGCUCUGGACAUUCCCAGGUGUUUGUAUUUACUGUGAAAUGAAGUUGUAACAGUGUUAAUGCAGAUAGCUUUGGUAAUGUUCAGCUUUUAAAUUUAUUUAUUACUUAGUUAAUUGAGCACUUUAAGCACCUUCCUAUGUGUCAUUUUGCAGCUUGAAUACUGUCAAAUAAGUCUUGUGCUACUAUUUAUAACAGAGCAGCGGCGCUGUUGAGAGUGAAGGUUUGUUCCCUCUUAGACAGUUUUGUUUGCAACCCAGACUAAUUUUGGGCCUUGUCAUGUAUGUCAUUGCUCAUGUACUGGGCAUUUUCUAAAUCUAAGCAAUUGCCACAGUCUAGCUUUGUAACUUAAAGGGACUUUUGUAUUGCCCCUAAUGCAUCUGUCUUUUGGAAAAAGUAGUAAUAGUAUCCAUUUUCAUACUUUCCAUUCCUCCUAAGGGAUUGCUCACCAGACAAAAACUUUAACUGUUCUGCAUAAAAAGACAGCAAAAUAAGUCCUGCACAACUUCCCUUAUUUUCAGAUCGCAUACACUUACAUGGAUUGUUCGAUCAAGCAGGUGUUUGGCUAGGAUGGAUAAAGCCUUUUGGUUUUUUUUCCCUUAAUGUUCUAACAGUAGGAAUGGAGGACUGUCAGGGACCUUUUGGCUUGAGUUCAGUCCCCAUAGAUUUAGUAAAUAAAGUUAAUUCAACUCAGAUUGUACAUGCCA